Moneuplotes crassus is the source of this 635-nucleotide messenger RNA. NCBI's taxonomy places the organism in Eukaryota, Ciliophora, Spirotrichea, Euplotida, Euplotidae. The record is from the annotation of a GenBank genome assembly.
UGUAACUUAUAGCCCAUUUUGCCUACUGAUGAACUUUGAUUGUCAUAUAUCUCAUAUAGAUGAGCUCCGGAUCUACAGGAUUCAGCAUCCCUUUCAAGAAAACAGAGAAAGAUUCCUUUGUAAAUAGUUGUUUUACUACUGCAAGGACUGCACUUUGAACUAUCCUUUUGUUUUGGUUCUGCAAAUACAUGUCCUCGGACAAGAACUGUGGAGAUGAUGUUAGAGGACUAAUCACAAGCAUGAUGUGGAUCAAGGGUCUUGCAGUUUUCCCUUUAUAUUCUCUUGUAGGAGCCCUGACAAGUGCCGAUGUAAUUGAUCAUGGCUGCGCGAACAGUAUAGUAUCAAUCUUCUGGUUGUACAUGAUGACCUGGUACUCACAGAUCAUUCAAAUAUUCUUCGCUGGUUCCAAUAAUUGUUGGUCAACAGCAGGAUGGCUAUGGUUUGCUGGAUUUUUGCUAGUAAUAGAAGCUAUUAUAAAUGUCCUCCUCGCUGUUUGUGCUAUAGCAGCAAUUAUUGUGUUAAUAUGCGCUUGUAUUUCUGAGAUGAGAGGCAAAAGCAGCGCAAGAGAAUUCAAUCCUCAUAUAUUUAACAAAGAACUACCCUCAAUGGGAUCCAGAGGGGAGAGUAUGGCCUAG